CGCACUGUCGGGCCCUCCACCCCCUCACCUCAACCUUCAUCAUUUAUAUCUGUUGAAGGCUCCCAGUUUCAGGAAAAUCCAUGCCAUUUUGAUCAGUUCUGCAUUUAUCUUAUCCACCACGCCUACCCUGUGGUUCAAAUUCUCGGCUUCAAAGCUGGGGCCCCGGUGUUUCCCGUCGCCCUGCAGACCAAGCAUUCUCGUCCCUCGAUCCUGCUCCACCGUACCUCGAAGCUUGGCUGCACUGCCAAGUAGAGUCUAUUCAAGCUUCCUGCUUUCGAACGGAACAUCCUCUCGCCUCUUUUCGACCUUUCCGCACCCUCUGUACGACGCGAUGAACAACAACACCACCCCUUCGCCUAGUCCUGGCCCUGCGGCGAAGACUUCCGGCAGUCCCAAGCCCAAUGCCUCGGCAACAGCAGGUACCAAGAGAAAGCGAAGCGCACCGGGGAAGUUUUAUGCGGUCAAGGCGGGCUAUCAGCCUGGCAUCUACUACGAAUGGAAUGACUGCUUGACUCAAGUGACGGGGUACAAAGGGGCGGUCUUUCAAGCUUUCCCAACCUACGAGGAAGCAAAUGCUUUCCUUACAGGGACGCAGCUGCCAGGCGCCCGUGGUGCCGCUCCUUCGAGUUCGGAGCCAACAAGAUUCUACGGCAUCCAGCGAGGACGCGUCCCCGGUGUAUACACAGAUUGGGCCAGGGCGCAGGAACAGAUCAGAGGGUUUGCCCGCCCUCGUUACAAGAAAUUCUCCACGCGAGAAGAGGCGGAGGAAUUCGUCAGAAUGGAGCAGGGAGCGGGAGCGGGAGCGGGAGCUACCUUUGCCGGAGGUACUGCUACGUCGCAGACAUUGCCCGGACCACCAGGUCUUACGGAUGAGAUACCAAAGGACGAGCAGGGAAACAUCUUGGAACCGGGCACUGGUCCAUUACCGCCAGGUGCGGAGGACGGCUUCGAUCCCAAUGUGCUUUUGGACCCGGCCACAGGAAAGGUGGUUUACAAAACCAAUGAGCAAAAAUCCGCAACCAAGACGAGGCCGAUUGGUCCCCCGGGCAUGUUGCGCAUCUACACAGACGGCAGUGCGCUGAAGAACGGUAGAGACACGGCAGCGGCAGGCGUCGGAGUCUUCUUUGGGCCCGGAGAUACAAGAAACGUCUCGGAGCCAUUAAGAGGCAACCGGCAGACUAAUCAGCGUGCGGAACUUACCGCAAUUCUUCGAGCUCUGGACAUCGCUCCUCGGCAUCGCGACGUCACCAUCUUCACAGAUAGUCGUUAUGCGAUAGAUUGUGUGACUGUAUGGUUCGUCAAGUGGCGGAAGAAUAACUGGUUGACUGCCGACCAGAAGCCAGUCGAGAAUAAGGAUUUGAUCGAGUCGAUCUUGGUGAAGAUCGAGGAACGCAAUGAGCUCAAAGUCAAGACUCUAUUUGAAUGGGUCAAGGGACAUAACCGCGAUCCGGCACGCAAUAUCCCGGAUGAGGUUCUUGACGAAGAUUUCUAGGCUUGUAUACCUGGGAAACAUCCCAUAAUUCGAAGUUCUGCUGGGUAUAUUGAACUGAAGUUCCGCUCCGCACAGCAGUGAUACUCCCAUGAAGGGAAGAUGCGACAAUGGACAGAGUCAAUUGGACAUCAUAUAUCCUUUAUGUAGCCGUGUCUAUC
Aspergillus novofumigatus IBT 16806 is the source of this 1650-nucleotide messenger RNA. Its product is annotated as RNA-DNA hybrid ribonuclease. Bases 332 to 1492 code for a protein of 386 amino acids. Gene Ontology annotation, biological process: DNA replication, removal of RNA primer. The transcript is spliced from 4 exons. The record is from RefSeq and is a predicted model, not a curated record. Gene Ontology annotation, molecular function: magnesium ion binding; RNA-DNA hybrid ribonuclease activity; nucleic acid binding. Lineage: Eukaryota; Fungi; Ascomycota; Eurotiomycetes; Eurotiales; Aspergillaceae.